Molecule: messenger RNA, 1506 nt
Organism: Penicillium manginii
Lineage: Eukaryota; Fungi; Ascomycota; Eurotiomycetes; Eurotiales; Aspergillaceae
Product: YagE family protein
Exons: 3
Coding region: 1-1506 (501 amino acids)
Source: RefSeq, a predicted model, not a curated record
AUGGCAUCUACAUCAGAAGAUUCGCCGUUACUGCCUCAGCAGAAUCCUCCCUCGCCACGGGCAACUCGCGCCGCGCGGCAGGUGACCUUCAAUCCGUUGACGACAAUCAGCACCUACGGCGGAACCACCCACUCCGAUCCGACCUUCCGACCUCUACAGACUGGUUCGCCUCCAGUCCAGAAUGUCAAUGCACAGGGCGGACACCCUCGUGUUGGGGGCCAGCCGAUGCUCUCCGCGUUGAACAGCAAACUUCGUCGUCGCAAUAGUUAUGGCGCCCCCCUCACUGCACCGAACACGCCCGCAGGCUCUAAGAUUGGCCCGCAACGUACCACGAAGAAAGCGCAAAAGCUCAAGUUGCUCCCUGACCCAGUUACAGCCGAAGAGGAAGAUGCCAUGCUGCACGUCUCAGGCAAAGCCGACCGUGAUCGUAUUCCCCGAGUUACUGCAUACUGCACUGCCAACUCAUACCGCCUGGAAGGUGUCAUCAAGUUCUUGAAGUCCCGCGCUAAGUCUCGUGGGGCGAAUCCCAAGCUGUUCGACGAGUGCGUUUAUUCCCCAUUCGACUAUCAAUUCGAAGAAAAGCAGAAGGGAGGCCGGCUCUUCCCUGUUGGAGGAAACAAUGGACACCAUGAACGGCGCACAAGCGAGCGAAGAUAUUCGGACAGUGCGGUAGAAGUGGAGGACAACACCAAGACACGACGAGAAGACCUGAUCGACUUUCGCGACGAAACAGGCCACCCAGUCGAUGUCAAUUCAGAACACGCAGUAUCAGCACCGCAAUCGGAUGAAAACUUCGAUAUUGACACAACCAUUCAUACCCCCGAGAUAUUUCUGUUCGACUACGGUACAGUUGUCAUAUGGGGAAUGAGCCCUGCGCAAGAAUCCCGUUUCUUAUCCGAUAUCUCCAAGUUUGCCUCAUCCAUAUUAAGUCAGGAUGAUACGCAGAUUGAGAAUUUCAACUUCUACUACGCGCGCGAAUACCAGGCACGCAUAUACAACGAUUUCAUCUCGCUCCGGGACCCGCGCAACCAUAUGAUUAAGUUGGCCAUUUCGCAUGCUCUUGCGCAAUCGGUGAAAACCUCUCUGUUCGAGGACCUUGUUUCUGAAACUAUAUCCGAUACGGCUCCCCUGCCAGCUCAGAUCGCGCAAACGGGUAGCGUCAACCUGACUCGUCGGCAAAUCAACAUGCAAAUUGGCGAGCUUUUCAUCCUUCGAAUCAAUAUUCAUUUGCAAGGAUCCGUUCUCGACAGCCCGGAGCUUUUCUGGGCGGAACCCCAGCUCGAGCCUGUCUACCAAGCUGUUCGAAGUUAUCUGGAGAUGGAUCAGCGAGUCAGCUUACUCACCGAGCGUCUGGAUGUCAUUGCAGAUCUUCUCGCCGUGCUUAAAGAUCAAUUGACACAUCGCCACGGAGAAUACCUAGAAUGGAUUGUCAUCGUUCUCAUCGGCGCUGAGAUUCUCGUCGCCGUUCUUAACAUCGUUGUCGAUCUCUACGCUGGAGUCGAUUAA